AUGUCGGGGAAGAGAGAGAAGCUGCAGAUGGCCUUACGCCAGUACAUCAAAGAUACCUUCAGCCACAUUGGCACAGUCAGAGGAUUCUGUGAGAGCCGCUCUAAAUGGACGGAUGCAAGGAAGACAGAGUUGACGAAUAUGACAAAAGACACAGAUCAACAAAAACUGACUGCAGUGCUGAAGGACACUCUGGGAGGUCUGGAAGAGCUCGACUCCUUUCUGGAUGCGGUGGAGAAUCUGGCGGUCACCUCGCUUCAUGUGUUCGCGCUGGAGAACCAGGUGCUACAUCUGCCAGAGGGCAUCAGCCCUGAAGACGUUCAGCUGGCCAUCUUUGCUUCACGGAUAAUCUGCCCUCACCUCCUCGAGUUUAAAAGAGAUCCGAGGGUCUUCUUCCGUCCCAAACUUCAGAAUGUGGAAGUGAUGUCGUACCAGCUGAAGAAAUACAUUGAGACCACCCAGAACAUCUGUGAGCUACAGAAAAGCUCCUUCAGCGACUUUUGCCUGAAGACGAACGACGAAACCCUGGUGGACCUCCAUGUGGAUUUGUCAGAAGAUGACAUACAAAGGAUGCUUUGCCACAUCAAUGAGCUCAAGGAAAUCCGGAUGAACCGGCACUUCCGCACGGUGUUCUUGUUCCAGGGCGUUUCGUGUUCUGACUUCAUGCGUGAGUUCAGCGGGCGUCAGAGCGGGAUGCGUCAGUCUCUAAGAGACGUGGAGCAGAAUGCCGUUCAGCUCGACCGGAUGAACAAGAGGGCAAAGAUCUCCAGUGUGGCGGGCAGCUCAGUGGGGGCAGCUGGAGGCGUGCUUUCCAUCGUUGGCUUGGCGUUAAGUCCUUUCACAGCUGGGCUUUCUCUAGGUUUAAUAAUAGGUGGGACGACUCUUGGAAUUACCAGCGGAGUCAACAGUGUGGUCACCGCAUCCACCGAGGUUUUGGUAAACCGUAGUUCUAAAAAAAAAGCCGAUGAGUCCUUCAAGAGCUUCAUGAAUGAUGUGCAGAGUAUCCAGGAUUGUCUGGACGUGGUGUCCGCUCAACCAGCUGUGAACAUCCAUAGGUGGAAAGAUAUUAAGCUAGUUAAGCUGAAAGCUGCUGUGUCAGUUUUAAGUCAAACUAAAUUACUUGUUACAGAUAUCAGAUAUUUGCGGAGAGGAAGAGCCCUACGUAACAUCGCCAGGGUGACGUUAGAAACACAAGAUGUUGGACAGACAGCGGUCAAGGGGUCCCUUGCCCUCACCAAGUCAGGCAGGAGAAUGGCCAUCGGGCUCAACGCUCUCUUCCUCGGCGUAGAUGUCUUCUUCAUCUGUCACGACAGCAUCAGUCUGGCCAAAGGCAACGAGACUGAAGUCUCGCGGUUAAUCAGAGCCCGAGCCGCACUCUGGAGCUCAGAGAUGGGCUCGUGGCAGAAGAUCUAUGACUUCCUGCGCAGAGGUGAGCCGACAUCAGAGGAGAAGGAGGCCGUCCUGGAGAAGCCGUUUUAUCCAGAGAGCCAGAUGAAGAAAGAAUGAAAGACCAACCAUGAUGUGGUAGAGAGUGAUCCGAUUGAGUCGAUUUACUUAUCAUAUGUGACGAUGAGGAUCUGUCUCAAUACAUAAUGUCAAUCGUUUUUAUUAAGAAUGAUUGUAAGAGAGAAAUGCCACUUUCUGCUAUUUCCAAUGAUUCAAUGUGUGUUUUUAUGCUUUUAAGAUGCCUUUUCUGCUUCAGCCGUUCAACACCGAGAGGCCAAAUCACAUCAGUACUCAGAUGUUGAGGUACCUGCUUGUCUUAGCAAAGUGUUAUUGUCGCAAU
Cyclopterus lumpus (lumpfish) is the source of this 1783-nucleotide messenger RNA. RefSeq lists its product as uncharacterized. Gene Ontology annotation, biological process: lipid transport; lipoprotein metabolic process. Gene Ontology annotation, molecular function: lipid binding. The record is from RefSeq and is a predicted model, not a curated record. Bases 1 to 1503 code for a protein of 500 amino acids. NCBI's taxonomy places the organism in Eukaryota, Metazoa, Chordata, Actinopteri, Perciformes, Cyclopteridae. Gene Ontology annotation, cellular component: extracellular region; membrane. The transcript has 4 exons.